AGUAAGAUUUUUCCAUCCUUUCAGAGUGAGCACAGGAUGCCGCUAGGACUAGCACAUACUCUUUCGUCAUGCUGAUGGACCAGGAGCCAGUGAGCUUAUUUUCCCCAUGGGCUUCAUACGACCUUGGUACCUCCAUACUCAACAAACAGAGUUGCCGUGUAAGAACUGGAACAGUCGACAAGAACAGUGGAAUUGGAGGAGGGGGAGAUGGAGGUGGUGGAGGUGGAAACGGGGCCUUAGGUGGCUUCCGCCUAGUGGAUGCACUCAUAUCUAGUGUUCUUGAUGAGACAGACCAAUUAGGUUUGGCCCAUCUGCAAGAUAAGCCAGAUAACAGAACUUGUGGAAGUAAUCUGAGCCACAGUUCCAGGAGUUUGGGACGUGAUAUUGGAAGUGAUAAUAUUCUAUGGAGUUCAGGAGGCUUAGGCAGGGGAAACCACACAGAUGACUUUUAUCCUCCUCCAGCCCAUCCACACAGUCAAUCGGACUUCAUUAAUUACUUAUAUGAAUCAGCUGUCCAUGAAGAAGAGGCUGGUGUACAAGGGAAUUAUGGAGAGCUUUUUAGAGAACGUGAAUUAAGUGGUAGCUCAAGAGACUCUGGCUAUGGUUCCUUUCUUGGGGUGGGUGGGACAGGUUCCCCUCCAGGGAUGUCCAGUAGCAGCCAGACUCCUCUGUGUGAUGUCCGAAAAGGCCCAAGUGAUUCUCUUGGUCAUCCCUCAAGCAGGGUUGUCAGUCAUGAUUUUGACCAGUUUACUAGUGAGUUGAAUGCAAACAAGAAUUUUCUAGAUAACCUACAGAGACUCAAUCAGUUAAAUGGGUUAAAUGGUGGAAAUUCUGCUGGUUUAUCACUUCUUCCUCCAUUAGGGGAUUUGGAUCCACUUCUCCUUGCAGGCUCUGAUCUCAGUGAUGCUGCAGCCCUGGGGCUUAACCAGCUUUUGCCAUCUGCACGUGAUCUCACCCAUGAUCUCUUACCUCCUUCUUCCACUCCUACAUCAGUUGACCCAUUUUCAAUAUCAUCACUAGGGGUCAAGACAAGUUUAGGAGGUCUAGACGUAAUGUGCGGCCAGUCAUCUACCACCAAUGGCUCUGGUCCACCUGUCCAGUCAACUCAUCAGCCUAAUGGUCUUAGUCAGGCUGAAAAGGGUCAGCAAAUUGUCAAUCUUUUGAAUGGAAUGAAUCUUCAUGAUGGACUGUCACAAGAUACUAUUAACAAUAUUACCAGUCAUCCUCUUGGAGCCCUAGCUGUUUUGUGUACUCCUAAUCUCCCACCUACAAGUGGCCCAAACAAUGUAAAUUUGAAUGGACAUUGUAUCCCACAUCGACCUCAGUCUUCACCAAAGUUUCUGAACUCCCAACCAACUAUCUCAAGUAGUGGUGACAUAUCUCCGAAUGUGCUUCGUAAACCUCGAUCUCAAGAUGAACGCGGCAUUGCCUCUUGUGUAACGUCACAACCUGGGAGUCAGGGGUCUCCAACAGAGUCACGAUCAUCAGACCAGCAUACAGGACCACCAAAGGAAGGCCCAACCCAUUGUGGCCCAGUGGGACCACCACCUAAAGGGCCAUUUUUGGUUCCACCCCCUCCAACAUUCCCACCAACUGAUGGUGUCCCUCCUUGGGAGUUGCUUCCUCCAAUGGGAGAUAUCUUCACUCCACAUGGACCCCCUCCACCUCUCCUUCCACCAAACACAGACAUGAUGCCCCCUUUCACUGACCUUCCUCCUCAUGCUCUUCUUUCAAUCCCCCCUCCCUUAUUGGGUUUCAGGCCAUUCAGGCGUACUGGAGGUAGUGGUGAAUUACACUCCAGGUUAGAGGAGUGCUACGAUCAGUUUCGUCAGCUCGAACGAGAACGAAAGAAAACAGAAGCUGAAUUAGCAAGGUGCUUUCCUGGGAAGCGAGUGUCAUCUGCCAACACAGUCCCUCUUCCACGUCUGCCACCCUCCCCAAGUCGUGUUGAUCGACUCAUCAUUGAUCACUUGCGCGAGCAUGCUAGAGUGGUGACAUUAGUUGGGAAGAUGGAGCGUUUGAGAGGGGCUCCAUUGCAGCCAGGAAUUCAUCGGUCAAUAGUUGCAUGGCAAGAAGCUGUUACUACAGUGCAAGAGCGCAGAAGGGAUGAGGUUGUAAAUGCAAUCACGCAACACCAUAAUCCCCUUCCUAAUGCUCAUCACACUAGUGAACAAGAUCUGCUGGCUCUUGCAGCUGCUAUGGGAGGAUUGGUUACUGCUAGUCGUGGAGCUCGCACAGCAAUGUUUUGUGCCCUGACACUGACUACCCAUUUAAGUGUUGAGCCUUCUUUGGCAACAGCAGCAACACUUCCAUCACAGUUUCUUCCAGGCUCUCAUUCCCCUGGUGGAUCUUCCUCAUCCCCUACACUUAACACUGAACCCUCACGGUCAUCACCUGACGUAGCAGUGUCCUCAUCCUGUACUACCACCCCUUCUAGCUCUACUUGCUCUUCUUCCACUACUACCUCUUCCUCAAUAUCAUCUUCUCCUGCCUCUUCUUCCCCUCCUACUUCAGCCUCAUCAGCAAGUUUUUCAUCAAGCACAACAUCCCUAACUAGUGCCAUGUGUGGUAAGAGUGUUGGUGUUACAUCACCAACAACUGUUAACACUACAACUACACCAGUGGCUUCUGUGAUGAAAGAAACUUCACCUUCACCUAUAGCAGCAGCAUCAGCACCAGGGAGGUUUCUUCCUACGGGAGGGAAGGCUGUGUCAUCAUUAUCGUCCUCUGGGUCGAACCCAGCUUCUGUCUCAGUGGUGAAACCCACCUCCACUACCUCCUCUACCCCCCCUCCAUCACCUGCAGAUAAGUAACUUAUUGUGGUUGAGAGGAGUAAAAGGGUUUCACUAUGAACAAAUUAGGGGAAUUCACAAAUGGAAAGAUAUCCUUAUGCAAUGUAUGUAGGUCUUAAGACGAAUGGAGAAAGUAAUUUGAUGUUUAUCUGAUGAAACAGAAUACACUGAUAUGUUAAGUGGUACGUCAAUCAAAUUAUUUUCAAAUCAAACUGUUAAUAGAAUUCAGGACAUAAUUUAGUAUUGUAAGGAACUGUGUAACAAGAAAGAUUUAAAUAUCUUUUGAACUAGGGUUGCAUAGUUGUCAGGUCAAAUGACUUAAGGAGCAGUUAUAUUAAUUUUUGAAUGGAAUAUGACCAAAGCCUCAUUUUCAUCACCCAGGACCUGCACUUGACACUGUGUGCUUCAAUUAAAAAGGGUAUUCUUAGAAUGUUUUGUAUUCCAUUUGUGAUCUAUUAAAAUCAGAAUAAUGAUAAAUUCAGAGGUUAUUUUGCCAGUGUCUGGCGAGGAUGAUAUUAUCUUUGUGUGUGUUGCUUGAAAUGGAUGGUAUGAUUUUUUUCCCAUGCAAUUCAUUGGUAUUCCGUUGAAAUUUUUUUUAGCAAUGAGGUACUGUACUAUAUUGACUUUCUUGGUCUUGGCAGAUGUCAUUAGAUAUGAUGAUGCUGGCAGUUGAGGGAGCAAUUCCUGUUUGCUACCAAAGACUUGUAUAGCAGUUGGUGGUUACUGUAUGAUUAUUGAUCAACCUUUCAGAAAUACUUUUUGCAGUUAGUGGCCGCUCAACUAGACUGAAUCCCAGUCAUUAAGACAUGUCCAGUGUCUCUUUAAUCUAAUGUCCCUACAUAAUGAAAACUUAGUUCUAAAAUGUUUGAUACUGUAUUUGGUGUCAAAAAAGUGCUUAAAACAUCAAAAGAAAAAUCAUGCCAUUCCAUUAUAGAUGAAAAUAUUUACCUAUUUAGUGUAUAUGUAUGAAUGUGUAUGUAUUUAUAUUAGUAUUUGUAUACAAUUGUGGUAAACAUCCAUAAUGUAUGCAAUUACUCUUAUGAUGUAUAUACAGUAUUUUCAUUCAUAGAUAUGUACCUAAGUACAGACAUCCUCUAACAUACAUAUUUUCCUAUUCACACAAAGUUGUGGUACAUAUGUGUACAUUCAUUGACACACACACAUGCUCACACAGGCACAUAUUUGUAAUAAGUGUUAGGUUCAUGAAUGGGUAGAAGCACAUUUAUGGAGUUAAUUCUUACCCUGAAAAUAGUAUAGUUCUGCCCAGCCUUUCAACAACGGAAUUAAUAGCUAUGAUUAUGGCUUUGUGUUUGUAUAUGCAUAAAAGUAUUGCGUUAAAGUUUUUAGUUAGGUAAUAUGAAUCAAUUUUAUCUGCAAGGAUUAUUCCAAGGUAAUAUGAGAAGAGAAAAAUCUGUCUGGGUAAUAGUUGUACUGUACUUGCUUCAAUAACUGUUUUACCUGGCUCACUCACAUGAGAGUGAUCUUGAUUUUGGGCAAGUUAUCCUACAGUUAAAAGUAUCCAUUCAAGAAGGAACUGCCAGUUUAUGAGUCAUUAUUUAAAAGUAAAUAAGCAUUUUAAACUUUAGUCUUUCAUCUAGUUUAUCAGCUGCUAGGAAAUAUUUUAUUGACAUAUUUUACCAGAUACAAAGUAAUUUGUGCAGAUUUUCUUGUUGGGCUGGGCAGGAGACUCCACCACCCUUUAGGGCACACUGAAACACAUUUAUGGGGACUUCCCGUGGGUCUGUGGACCAGACACACUCAUUAACUGUGGGGGUUUUGGAUGUAAUUGAAAGUUUAGACUUGAUGGUAUGAACUAUUCUAGAAGGGUGUCCACAGACCUGGUAUCUUAUAUAUUUUUAUCACUCAUAUAGUGUAAAGUAUAGUCAACAGGAAGCUUUGGCAGUGUUGCAGCAAUAACUAAGCUCAGAUCAGUCCCAGCAGAUCUCAGCACAUCUCUGAAGUUAAUACUCUUGAUGUAUGUGGACCUUUGAUAACAGCAUCUAAUUUACAGUUGGCCAAUCCAAUUCUAACAAAUAUUGACAUUGGUAUCAAAGUUGAUUAUGAGUGUAUUAUUGCUAAAUUUAUAUAAUCUAGCUGAAUGCGCAAGUGUGAAACCAGUAUAUAGCACUAUAUCUAUUUGUUGGGAGGGGCAAUACAAUUAAUAAUAAGGUUCAUCGGUUUUAUAAUCAAUGAAAAUACUUACAUCAAGAAAUACUCACAUGUAAUGGCUUUGGAGAAAAUACAUUAGUAAGAGUUAUUACUAAUCAGCUCAUUAUAAUGAGAUUCUCAAGGUUGAGAGUGCUGGGGUUCUUGCUGCGGACGAGCAAACUAGGCUUCUUCGGAAAGGGUUGUAGCUUAAACUUACUGUGAUAACUAUUGCAUGGUAAUGUGAUUUCUGUAUUACUAAUUAAUCCUACAAUAAUGGAGCUAAUCUCUGAAAGAGCAACUUAAACAAGGAACAAGUGAGUGCUACUCUUGUAUUUUAAACACCACCUCAUCUUUAUGCAGGAAGAAAAGUAUUGAAUUAAGAAAUUCAUUGCAAUUUUAUUGGUUGAAUAUGCUUUUGGAUGUCCCCAAUGUUGCUUCCUUCAGCCAAUUCAACCAGUGAUAUGGUUGCAUUUCAAGUACAGUACUCAUUAACCCGGUGGUGUGUCAUGAAGAAGCUUGGUGAUCUUAAUGAUAAUUCCUUUCUUAUGUAAACAAAGCAUGCAUUACUCGUGUGCGAUGAAUCAAUAUUAACUGUUGUUCCAUGUGAGAGAACGUGCCAAUUCUACUCUAGCUCCUUUUACGAGUUGAACUGUUCUCUAUUAUAUUAUCAUACCUUUAUGGAUGUCCUCUAUAAUUUUCUGUCUUAAAAUCUUUCAGUUAUUAUACAGUAUAUAUAAAAAUAUAUAUGAAUAUAUAUAAAUAUAUAUUAUUUUAAUUUUUGGCUUUUGGAUGAUCUGAAUUCUAUUGGCUUUGCGGAAAUCGGAAAAGCCAAAGUAGGUUGAUCUUUGUGCUGGUUAUUGAUGUUCUAGUCUAUUACAGGAUGAUUUUCUUCAGAGGAUAUUUUUUUUCUUUUGUAUUCCUCCACACAGUUACUUUACUUGGUGCAAUAAAAUGCCAAUGAACAGAAGCAGGUUGAAUAAAGGAAAAAAAUUUGUAGCACAUCUUGAUAUUGAACUCUCUCUCUCUCUCUCUCUCUCUCUCUCUCUCUCUCUCUCUCUCUCUCUCUCUCUCUCUCUCUCUCUCUUUUGUUGCUCCAAGUAAGCCUGGAGGAUGAACUGUUUAGGUAUUAUUCUUGGAGUAAGCCUUCUUUUAUUUGUUUUAUUUUUAUUUUAUUUUCCCAAGGUUGUUAAUAUAAGUGGAUGCUCUUUUGAUGGGGGUUUAAAUUUUUGAAACUGGAUGCAUUUACCAGCUGUUGUUUUUAUGUGCUUAUACCUCCAUAGUAUUUGGAACUGUUGUCUUUAGUGUAGUAGGUUUUUGUGCCUUUUCAUUCCCUUGAUGAGUUCACAAAAAUGUGAAAAUUUAUUGACCACUACAGGGGAACCUAGACCCAGUUCCUGCUGGUUCAUUGUUGGAUAACUUGCAGCUGAGUCACCACAUGUUAACUUGACAAAAUUGGUUACCAGUCAUGGCAUUAAGGAUGUUGUGAUAAUUAAUUAGUUCAAUCUUGAAAUGGAUACACUUGUGUUGUUACUUGACUUAUGAUUUUUCAAAUUGCAGUUCACUUGAAUGAGCUGCUUUCUAAGUUGCAUGUGGUGUCUAAUGUUGCAUUCUGUGCCUCACCCUAGAAUGAAUUUUUUAAAAUUAUGAAAUGUUGAUGUGCUAAGGUCUAUUCUCUUAAAGGCCAGUUGGUCGUAGUUAUAAGUAAAGUUUUGUACUUUGUUUUUAUUGAUUUAUUUAUUCUAGUAUGAAACUUAGCACAUAUGAUUUAAAAUAAAUUGUUUCUGUGGCAAUGCCUAGUAUUUUGUACAAAGAGAAUAUCAGGUUAUCUACUAUGGUGACUGAUAACCAUAAAUGCUUAGGUAUUUUAUUAUGUAUAGGCUGUUUUAUGCAUAACGUGACACAAUCAGUGAAAGUUUUGAUACUGGUAAUUUUUUUAAGUUGGUUUGCUGGUGCCAACAUUUUCUGUGAUCUGUAGUGGGAUAACUACAAAAUCGCCAAUUUUGGUUUUUGGAAAUCAUUUGUCAUUUUGUCAGGCAUACAUAUAUAUAUGUAUGUGUAUAUAUACAGUACUAUAUAUAUGUGGAAAAGGGAGCAUAAUAUUUAUAUUUAAAAGUGGAGUCAUAGCAUAAAUAAUAUCCCUACAAGCAAAAUUUAGUAAUUUAUCUAGGCAAGUUUAUUUCCAAACUCUAUUUGAUUGUAGUGUUAUAAGUUUGAAGAUAUAGUUGUUGCAAUUCUGUUUUCAGAAUGUGUCUGAAGAUCUACAACUGAAUGUUGAUGAUUGGAAUCCUAAAAUUUGUAAGAUUUAUAGAUGUUCUGUUUAGAUUUUGACACACUCUGGAGCCAAUAUAUAAGGAGCAGUUGUUUUGUAAUCACCACUGAGUCAGGGUCAUUAAGAGACUUAAAUUGUUGAGCUAAAAGUACAUUUGUGAAAGGGUAAGGUAUUGUUUAGCUAAUCCCGGUUACAAUUCAGGCUCUCUAAGUUGGUGGUUACACAAUGACUCCUCUGUAGUUUUAUGGCCGUCUAAUGGGUGGGUGGACCAGCACAAUCUCAGGGUCUUUGUUUGCUCCUUGGAAUCUUGUGCUGCGUGAGUGAUUGUAAUAAUCCAAGUAUAGCGUUGGCAAUAUAUCACAAUUUUUGUUUCGCUAGUGUUAACUGCUAUUUACCUCAAGGUCUUAAAAUUAGCAUUAUAUAUUAAACUUAUGGCCAAGUUCACAGGGCAAUUUGAAGUGCCUCCCUUUGAGAUGCAUCCCUGCUGAUUAUUAUUAUUGUAUUAGUUUUCUGCCUCCUACUCUGUGUCUCUCUCUCCAAGUGGAGUACUAUAUGAAGUAUAUAAAUGAUAUUUAAAAAAAGUAUUUUAACAGUGGUGGAAUUGCACUGUGACUUGACUUUAUGAGCACUGAUUAGUCACUGACGUGUAGAAGUUUUUGAAGAUGUUUCCGAGUAACUAAGUGUUAAGAUUGCUCACAGUUUAUGGGGGGUCGACAUCAAGGGGUUGACGAUAGGUAGUUUCCUCCCUUUUGGUUAAGUAAGGAAGUGUUGCUUUUGCUUUAGAAUACGGAUUGGAAAAUGAAGGGUGUGUUUUCUUUUGUUCAUGAGGGAUUUUAGACUUAAUGAGACACUGCAUCUUUAAUUUUGAUUAUUUAGGUAACUGGUCAAUUGUAGGUUAUUUUAGUAGAAUACUGUAUACCAGCUGCAUGAAAACCAUAUAAUGGAAGAUCUUGAGGUGAUGUUUUUUCCCUACUCCUUUGGUAGAGGGUGCAUGAAUUGCUUAUGAAUGAGUGUUCUUUUGCCAAUUGUGUGCUUGUGAAUCAAUUAAAAUUUUUAUUUUUCAACAUGGUUAUGUUUAAUGAAGACAAGUUAGUUAGUCAACAUGAAAGUUGUCAUCCUAAAAUCUUGCUUUAAAUGCUCUCAGCAGUGCUCAUGAUUACAUAUACAAAUGUUAAAUAAAGUAAAUUUAUAAUUUCCUUUUCUCUUAAAUUCAUUGUGUUUUUUACCUUGCAUUGUUACACUGUAGGAGUUUAUGAUCUUGGAAUUGUUUCUAAUUAAUUGCUUUGUCCUUUCUAUAUUAGACUUGAUUUACAACAGUUAUUUUCAAAGUCAAAGGUAAUGUGAUAAAGAGGAAAUACCAGGAAGGAAGUGCAAGAAAAUGGCAUUGAGAUUUAAUUAUGAAGUUAGGUCAUAGCUAGGAUGUUGGCAAAUCAGUUUUCAUUUUUUCUAUUCAGGUUUUUUAAUAAAAAUUUAGUCUUAGGAGAAUUAAGAGGAAGAUUUCUUUUUGUUUUGAUGUCAGAUGAAAGAGUUAUGGUAGAGUACCAAAUACUAUAGUGUAUACCAUGAGAAUUUUUUUAUUCCUUUUUCUAAGCUCUAGAUAUAUAUCAGUAUUACAGUUAAUAAAAUAAAAGAAUUAAUGCUCAUGAGAAGUUAUCCUUUUGACCAGCCCUGUAAGCAGAGACUUUGUGUUUGUGGGCUGGUUAAACUACAUACCAGUCGGUGAAACAGAGUGGGAAAGGAUGGGACAUUGACUUAGGAAUUGAUUAGGAGUUACUCAAGUAGUUUGCCUUCUGCGUGUGCAAGGACUUUAGAGUUCAAUAUGGUUAACUAGUUGAAUGAAUGCUUGUAAAAUUAAUUGUUCUUAUCCUAAUUAUUAAUUCCUUGUAUGAGCUGAGUGGACUUCUCAUGUACUGUGAUGAUUUUUUAUUUUAAAAGCAAUAGAAAUGAAUUUUGCAAGUGUUGAUGCCUUCCUUGCAAAUUCUUCAUGCAGUGGAAUAUAUUGAUGUAAUGCACAUUGGUGUUUGAAUGUUUGUAUAUUUCUGUGUUUGCGCUUUGAAUAUUAACAGACAAAAGGAGACCAAGGCUUUCUAAUAAGCCAAGUUGAGAAAUUAUAUACUGAAUAUCCCGGACCACACAGUAGUGAGGUUUUUAGGUGACGGCUAUUAGGUGUUAGGUGGGUGAAGCUCAAGCAGUAAAAUUUUGGAUAUGUUCAGGUUUUGCUCAUUAUUAUUAUUAUUAGUUUUGUCUGGUUAAAAUUUUCGUAAAUAGCCAGAUUUACUAGAAGUUAUGAGUGCCCCAUUGUAGUCUGAGGUGAGGAGGGAGAAGCAUAAACUUGGAAAUGUUGGUCCAUUUAUAGAAUUCUUUUCUGAUAGUUUCAUUGAUUGAUAGAAAUAUUGUAUUAGGAAUGGUUAGAGAGUAUAAUUUUUGCUUUGGAAGCCUGGGAAGAUGAGUCAGUUUAUUUUUAGUUGAAGUAUGGCUUUAGAAUUUCUGUUUUCUAACAUAAGGUUCUGACUACUUAUUUCCACUGCUUUUCAUGUAAAACUGUCUUGCGUUUGGUAUGCAGCUAGUAGUAAUUGUGAAUAGUGGCCUGACGCGCUCGCUGAUUUUUAUACGCAUUUGAAGUUUGCCUUUACUGGAUCAGCAUAAAUAGGGUGUAAGGUGUGUUGCUAGUUAUUCUGUAGGGUUCCAGCUCUGUGAAUGCUUUGGUCAAAUAUGUGUUUGUGUGUACUUGACUGGACUGAGGAUUUAACGAUACUCAUAAUAAUAAUAAUCUUUACCUCCAAUGAUGUCGCCCCCCAGCGUAUACUCGCGUGGGUUUAGGGAGCACUGGGUAAAUCAGGUCCAUUAGUAUGUAUAUAGGAUAUUUAAAUUAUUGUUAUUAUUUUGCCAUAAGUAAGUAUUACUAUCUUUAUGAAUAUUUAUCAUAUCUUGUAUAAUAUGCUAUUUAGGAUACGCAAUAUGCUGAUGUGUGACACUGAACAUGACAAUAUAUAGGUAACUUUUUCAUCGCUGGUUCUCUGGAUGGACCAAUAUAUGGGGUCUUUAAGGUGUAUUAAACAGUACUAUAGUUAGUGUAUCUCUUCCUUAAAGCCACCCUGGGUUAGCAUUUUAUUGUCAUUGGGGAGUCGUAAGCAUGACAAUCAACCUUGGUCCACGUAGAUACAUGUCAGAUGGGUAAUUAUUAUUAUUAUUAAUUAUUAUUAUGAUUGUUGUUAUUAUUAUUAUCAUUAUUAUUAUUAUUAUUAUUAAUAUUAUUAUUAUUAUUAUUAUUAUUAUUAUUGAUAUUUAUCAAAAAUGAUAGGAAAUAAUGUGUACUAAAGCACUGACCCUAGAAGUAUUGUUUAAAACAAGAUCUUGUAAAUCUGAGUGGAAUGUCAUCUUCCUAGCUGACUCCUGUCGUUGGUAGUAUUUUUAGCCCCAAAUUAGGGUGUAUGCACGAAUUGCUCAAAGAUAUUUAUGUCGUUAUUGCCUGUCUUACAUGGCCAAAAAAGAAUUAAUAUGCAUUACUGAUCUGUGUAGUUUAGAUUGGAAUGUCCUUUUUGAGAUUUCUUGUAUAAUUUUUGCAAGAGCCAGCAUUUUAUUUUUGUUAUUAGAAUUACCGUCAUCCCUUGUGGUAAGCACUGUUGGUCUUAUAUUGUUGUACCAGCACUAGAAGCACUUGUGCAUUAUUUGUUUUCAGGCCAGAUACUGAAAUAUGCAGCUCCCUAUGUCCCUCUUCCCGCGACCAAUAAACAACCACAAAUCUUGUAAUGCACACAAAAAGAUGAGUUGAAAAGUUGAAUGCUGUCAUUGAUUUCUUAGUCUGCUAGAUUGAUUCUCAGAGUUAUUUUGUUGUGCGAUUGAAUAAUAAGUGGUUAAAUGAAGACUGUUCAUCCAAGGUCAUGGGAUAUGUCUGUAUCUGCCUCAUUUUCCUAUUUCCCUCCAGUCAUCAACCACUACUACAACAGCUACUACCACUAGUGCAAGGCUCAAGUUGGUGUUGCUAAGCAGUUGCGUUCAUUAUUUUGCAUGACCCUACAUGGUGUAAUGAUGGGUAAAAUGAAUUGUGAUAAGAGGAUUUACUGUACUGCAGCUGUUUGGCAUUUCUAAUAUAAGUUAUUUUGGUGCUCAGUCUUUUUAUUGAUUAUGUCUUUGGAUAUGUUAAGAGCAGUUUUGGAUAUAGGUCAUAUGCCAUUGUUACAUGGAGGUAGAUUUCACAAAAUGGAUAGUAAUGUAUUUGCAUGCAUGCAUAUAGAAUUGUAUGUAUAUAUAUUGUGUGUGCAAGAUUUAUGUACAUGCAUUUAUAUAUACAUAUAUUCAGUCACUUGUAUAUACAUACUCAGACAUUAUUAUGGUGGUGUACAAGUAUGUCAUAAAUAUGUUUGCUUGUAUGUAUACCCAUUAUGCAUAGAAUGGAUAUAAAACCAAGUAUGACUCUUCACUUAAAAAUAUUCUUGAUGGCAUUUGAUGCACAGUUUGACCUAAUUGGUUCAUAUGACCAUGUAAAGGACUUAAAGGUUUGAAAAAGGAUAAUUGUUCCCUCUUUGAAGUAUGUAUAUCUUCCAGCAAAUCUAUCAUAUAACUAUAACAGAAAAUUAUUUGGGACCAAAGAUGGAUUACUCAUUGUAAACUGAUAUUCUGUACUAGUAUUUUUUUCAUACUGAUUCAUUUUUCUCUGCUAGUUUUGUUCUCAAGGUGAAGGGAACCUCUGUGAAACACACUUAAGUCAUCAGGGUUACCAGUGAUAGGCAUUGUAAUAAAGUAUUGUAGUAGGAAAUGAUUCAUUUAUUGGGAGCCAUAUAAUUAUCUGGCCUGGAAUGCUAUGGUUGUGACAGUUUUCUUACUUACUUGUUAUCUGAUAGGAAGCACCAUCUCCAAAGCUUCAUCAUUUGUAGGACGUAGGACAUCAAAAUAAAAAAAAUAAAAAAAAACUUUAUAACAUAUCUAUGUAUCAUAUGCAGUGUAAUUUAAUGAAAAUUUCAGAAUAAUAUUUAAAUGGGGUUACUUUUUAUUAUCAAGUAAUGUCAUGUCCUUUAUGGAAUCACUUUUGACGAGUGAUUGGCAGUUGUCGUCUGCCACUCGCCUCAGUUUCACACCAAUACCCUUAUUAUUAGUACUUCAUUUUAUACUAAUGCCAUAAUGUACCCAAGGGGCUUAAUGGCUUCUGCAGUGAUUGCUAAAUAAAGGAUAUAUUUUGUUUUACAGGAGAAUAUGAUGAUUCAAUACAGGGUUGCAUAUGUUUUGCAUUACAACAACAUUUGGAAUGUAUUUAGAAUUGUUUCAUGAGUUUCAGUGUGAGUGGGAAUUAUAUACUGAAAUUAUCAACUGUAGCAGUAUAUUAUAAGUAACUGUCAUGAAAGAUCUUUGCUCGUAUUUUUAAGCUUUUGAAACUAAAAAAGAAUGAAAAUGGGAAAAUAAGAAAAUGCCAAUGCCAGUAAGUUACCCAAGCAGAAUUUCUUUUCGUGAUUAUAAUGGUUUUCUUCAGGUGUUUUAAUUCAUUUUUGGAUGUUUCAUUCUGUCUUGAUCUCAAUGUAAAUUUAUGGAGGUAGUUGUGUUUCAUGUAGAUGAUUGGAAAUGUUGUUAGAGCUUGUUCUAGAGUGAAAGAAAGUUUUCACAAAUCACUUUGAGGCUGAUGAUAAUUUUAAAGUACUACUUGUUGAUCAAAUGGAUCAACAAACUACGUAUUCCAAAGGCCAAUUUCACUGUCAAGAAUUUUUAUACUGUCUUUUGUAAGUGAUGACCUUAGAGGUUGUAAUCCUUUUUACAGUCUCAAAAUGUGGAUGGUGCCAGUAGUUAGUUUACAGAGGUGUUUUUUAUAUUUUGCACAGAACAUUGUGAUGUACAGGUAGCUCUGUUUAAGUUUAGGUGAACUGUAAAUUGAUGGUUUUUGCCAUGUUCGUGCAGAAAUAGUCAUCGAUAGAAAUUUUUUAAACAACUUUUUUGCCUUCAGUGUGUGCAGUUCAAAUUCCUGGGAUGGGAGGGGGGAAGAUUUUGCUGUGCAGGUUUUUUCCUCAUAGUCAAAAUAGGAUUUGCUACUCUUCAUAUUAUUAGAACUGUAUUUUGGAGAUACACAUUAUCUUUUAUACAAGGAGGAAACAUUAUGCUCAUUUAUGUUAGUGUAAGUUUAGAAAAGAAUGGCAGCUUUAAGUUGUUAUCUGAGCUACUGGAGAUAUGACUCUUCCCUUUACCAAGCUGACCAAUAGAAAGGAAUAUUGUAGUUUUAUUUUGGCAGACUUUGGAAUCCUAAUAUACUUGUCAGUGAAUUUAGACGCAUUACAUUUAAGGGUGUUGCAAUGAUCAUCUUUUUGUCUACUGUUCCUAGUUGGUUGGUUAUUAAUUACGUACAGUGAUUACUAUCUCCUUUCUUCAUUUGAAGGGAAACCCUUGGUGACUUUUGCCCUUUUUGGGUGUUUUGUAGCACUACUGUAGUCUGAAUCUUACCAAUAGUAAGUAAAAGUUUAGUUCAUUUCACUUCAGUUUAAUAUUACAUGCUGGCAUUAUAUGAAUACUACAGGAAUAUUCAGGUCUUUUCUAUGCAGGAGCGGAUAUGACAUUAUUUGAUGGAAAAAGGAAUAUUACUGAUUAGUAGUAUAGCAUAUUUUGCAAUCCAGUACAUUUUACAUUUACACCUGAGAUGGUGCUGCCUCUUUAUUGUCGUUCACUGCACUACGUCACGAGUAUUUCUCUUGUAAGAAGUACAGAUAUCACUGCUCUUUUCCAUAUGCUAACUCAAAUUCACUGCUUUACCGUCCAUUGAAGAUGAACUUCACUAUCAAAGAUAAGAAGAUUCAAAACUUACAAAAAUGGUUUAACGAAAUGUAUUAUUUAUACUGUCUUGGUUUUAAAAGCCACAUGAUGGAAUGAUUUGACUUCAAGUAAGCUUUGCAAAGCUCAUGUAAUUCAAAGAAGUCAUUUAAGUUUAAUUUUCAGCACGCCCAGCUUAUUAUCAUAGUCAUGCUUUCUUUUAUUGUCAAGCAGUAUAUAACCUCAUUAUACCAAAUAACAGAGAUUAGAUUAGAUGCCAUACUUUGGAGCUUAAUUUUUUCUAGUAAUUGCUACCUUUUUCCUCCCCCAGUAGAUAUAUAAAGUAUUAUGGUAAAUACUGUUACUAUGUUGAUGAUAGACCUCUGUAAUGGUCUUCAACUGGUCAGUUUCUUGCAAUCCAUUUCUACAUGUUAAGUCCAUGAGAGAAACAGAUUAAGUCUGAUAUAAUAAAUUGACCCCAUCAUAUUCUGAUGAAGAUGAUGAUAAUUACAAUGAUGUUAAUGAUAUGUGGGAAUUCAAGGUUCAGUAUAUAUUAAUCAUUAAGGGUUUUUAUGUUUGAUAUGAAAGUUUGAAUUUUGUGGAUGAUGUUAAUAAUGUUAAUCUGCUUGCUAGUUCCUUACUACAGUGGCCGCUUUCCCUAUUACACUUACUUGUGGCCUUGUUUGUGAAGUGUCGGUAGCCCUGGGCACAUUGGGAUGUGUGCCGCCUCCUACACUCCAAAACGACAUAGAGUUGCAUAUUGAGGCACUUAGCAGCUGAGUUACCCAUGCUACCUAACACUCACGGGCCCACACAUACAUUGCAGGAUGAGCCUUAUUGCAGAUCUAAUAAGGGAUAUGGCCUGUCACCUUAUAUAUGAUGAUGUAUCGAAAAGGAUACCAAAGAUUUGCUGUUAUUGGUGUCAUGUGUCAUUUUGUGGAUGUAUUGAUUGUUCAUGUCAACCAUUUCUUCUUCUAUUUCCCCUUUUAUAGGAUUUUUGGAUUGUAGGUCUUCCCGCAAAAUACACCAUAUCUGGGGUCGUCUGCCUCCUUCGUUGUUGGCAGGGAAAAUGAUUUAUAUUUACAGGUACAUAUAGGAGAAGAAUUAAAAAUUCAGAGGUGUAAUCGUGUCUUUGGAAAUCUUCCAGUUGUAGUAUAACCUAUUAUACUCAAAAGUUUUGGAGAGUAAUUUUGAUCAUGAAGUGUGUGGCAGUGCACAUCUCCUCCUUAUUGUUUCACUAAACCUUUCUGUAGACGAUAGUAGUUGUGUUUUCUUGUAAUGUAAGCAUUCACUUUAGAUAAUGGCAUUAGUUAUUAUUCCACAGAGUUCUCAAGACUAGCUCUUUCUGGUGUGAUCAGGUAUAAUAUAGACAUUGUACGUCAGACCUUAUAGAUGUACUAUAGUUACACUUCACAAUUUUUGCUGGAUGCUGCAAAUGGGUUGAUGUUCAAGUGAAUCGUUAUCUGCUUGGCAGAUUCUGCUAAUACUGUAUUGAAAUAUAAUACACAAAUAUAGGUAUAAACAGUUCCAAAAUACAUAUCAUUCAUCUUUUAAGAUCUUCAGUGUUUUCAGCGAUAGUAAUCAACCACUGUCACCACUUUUACUCAAUAUAGUUUUAUUAUUUAAGUCAGAUAAGUGUUAUGUGAUUGUAAGGAGAUUAGGAUUGCUUGCCGUUGUCAGGUAUGUAUGGUUACUCUUAUGGACCUGUGUUGGUUUUCUUGUUAUCUGUACUUUGUAUUUUAAGGGAUUUUGAAUAUUUUUUUUCUUUGUAAUAGUUGGUACAGUAUACAUACUUAGAGUACAGUAUAUAUUAGGUAUUAAGUGAUGCCGUAAUCUGCAAAAUUUUAUUUGUUUGUCUAGAUAAGUACUAUAAUGAAAUUUAAAAAUCAAAUAUAUGAUGUAACAUACACAUGUUGAAUGUGGUUCCGAAGAUUGAGGACUUUCUUGUGGGUGUCAAGUUAUACACAUAGAAUGCUAAUUAUUAUUAUUAUUAUUAUUAUUAUUAUUAUUAUGUAUUGCUCUAGGAAUCAUUUCUAUGGUGCACAAAGGGAAGGCAUGCGGGAAGUAUAUAUUUACAAGAUCAGCAUUAGUGAGCCUUUAACAGCAUUGACCUGAGACACAUUUAAAUUAGCAACACAGUUUGAAAGAUCUUAUUGCUAUAGAAGGCCCAAAAUUGCUGUUCCAAGUCCCAUUUAUGCUGCCCGAUGCAUUUUCCAUGUCUUAUUUUUGUCUUAGUUUUGUACUCUUUAAUUUGUUGACUUUUGAAAGUGUGAUAUAUGAAGGUGGAAAGUAAUAUUAUCAUUAGGUUUCCUUGUGCUCCUUGUUAUGAUUUAUACUUUAGUCAUCAUAUUAAUAUGGAUGCAAAUAUUAUUUUAAAUAUUACCAUAAUCAGCAUUUGAUAUUUGACUUUUAGUUGUUGAGAAGAUAGCAGUGUCUAUUUAUAUUACAUUUAAUCGUUUGGAAGUAGGUACUGGAGCGCUUCAAGAGUGCAAAUUGUAGUCUAGGUAUGAUAUUACUUAACACUAGUGUUAGUCGCGUAAUAAUAAAGUCAUUUAUUGCACCCUUUGACUUAUGGUUAGGUGUUAACUCUUAAAUGAAUAUGCAUUCAGUGGAUUUCAGUGGACGCAUUGUAAAGCCAGUUAUGUUUUCCCUCUUAGUUUGUUUUAAGUACUUUUCAAGGCCAGAGAAGAUGACAAGAGAAAAGCCUUCUCUGUUAUUUGUUCGUUCUGUUUGUAUAAUCUUUUUGAGGACAAGCAAUUCAGUUAAUGAUAGAAUAUAACAGUAGUUGCAAAUCUUGUAUACCUAUACUACCCUAUGAAUUAUGAAUUAUAGGAAAAGUCUCAACUUAUUGCUUUGUGCAAGCAUUAUGCAAGGGGAGAGGGCAGAUUUUAUUGUGAUACUUAUCAGUUUUAUUUUAUAAUUAAGUUCUAUUUUUUUUUAUCUUGAUCAACGGAACUUGAUUUCUUUAUAAUGGAAUACGUAGUUGCCUUUCAUCUCCAAUGAUAAUAAAGACUGUGCUUUUUAACACUGAAGAAGCUUUAAAUGAGAAUUGACAUAGUGUCUAACAAGAUUCAGAUUCCUUGAAUCAUAGGGAAUUGUCUGUUGCUUUUAUGUAGAAAUUUAAAGUAAUGUCAUGUACCAAUUUAUAGCUUGUCGGGGAAAAUUUGCCAUAGAUUGCUAAAAUGUUAUAUCAGGGUAUGUUUUGUUGUACAUUACAAUAGAAAAUCAUUUUUUUUAUUGUUAAGAUUGUGUCAUGCUGUUAGGCCAUGUUUCUGUGCCCAUUUUAUCAUGGUGCAUUUUAUUUUCAAUUUCCAUCAGCUGCUGGCUUCUGAUUAAUUUACAUCUUUUAUGUUUAUUUAUUUAUUAAUUUUUAUUUUUGAGAAGCUGUAUUUUAUCUUGAAGAAUGCUAGAUAAUAGUUGAGUCAGUGCAAAUCUGAUUUUUGUGAAAGAACACAGAUGAUUUCUUCCAUGUUUUAUGCAUGUGUACUUUAAUGCAUGGCUAAGGUAUAUUAAUUUUUAGGUAAAAGCUUACACACAUAAAGCUGAUUUGUUGAAGCACAUUUGGAAACCAAUUUUUGGCGUAAUUCAGCUGCGUUCUUUCGACGGUAUAAGUUUUGUUGACCAUUUAGCCAAUAAUGUGUUCAUGGUAGUUACUAUUGGACAAGUAGUUAUUCAAAGGCUUUGUUUCAGUGGUGUGGUAUUCCAAUCUGUGAUUUUUCUCGUGCGGUUUGCAGCUACUGAGGUUGUCGGAGCCAACUUGGCGGACUGGGCAGGCACGUUCUUUAGAUGGGGAUUAGAUGAUGAGGAAUCUAGAUACAACAGGCUAAUGAACACAAUAGUGAUAAUUAUGAUUAAUGAUAAUAAUGAGCAAUUAACCUCUGAAUAUAACAGUUUGGUACAUUAGUCCUGCCUCCCUAAUCCUAAUGGUGUACGCCAGAUUUUGCACUGUCAUUAAGAUGUUUGCAGGCUGCUGUAUUUCAUCGUUUACUGGCCGAGUUCAUGACCUUAUAAUUUGUCUUUCUUUUUCAUUUUCGUACAUAGUGGCAUUUGGUACAAGUCACUGUCUGUGAUUUCCUGUAGUGUAAUGUUUACUUUCGUGCUGACAAAGGCUCUCUCAUGUUUUUCUGUGGCAUUAUGGAUUAUGGAGACUAUUUAUGUAUGGUGUUUGCUUUUUAAUUCAUUUUUGAUGGAUACCAAAUACAAAUUAUUCCUUUCGAGUGGGUACACUUUUUCACUUACAUUUGGCUGUGGAAAUUGCUUUUAUGUAUGGACAAUGUUAUUUUUCCUUACAGUAUAUUUCUAUCUACAAUACAGUGCAUUCUCUUAUAAGAAUCAAAACAUACCAGUAGGUGUAUCUUUAUACAUAUACUGUAGUCAGUAUACAGUAUAUAUCUGUAUAUUUUGAUAUUGGAAAGCAGUAAAUUGUUGAUAGUAUUGAAAUCAGUGGUUUUUACAAGAAUUAGUUUGUUGAGGGAAAAUAAAUUGAUUGCAUGGUUUGCUUUUGCAUCCCAGCAGAACUACCACAGUUACGUACUAUAGUAUAUGAUUUUUAAAACAAGUCACAUACAGCAUACUCAAUCUCCAAUGCUGUUUUUCCCUUGAUAGCACUACGCUCAUUGUUGUAUUAUACCAGUUAUGAGUGAAAUUUGUGGUUUAUCUGAAAGUGAUUUUGAUGGAAAAAUUUUUUGUCUUCCCUUGUGUAGUUAAAUAUUCAAGAAAAAAUUAAGGAGUGCUUACUGUAGAGUAUUUUGUUUUCAAAACAAAAUCUUAUUACGAAAAAAUAAUGCUUAGAACUACUUAAAAGUAACCGACCCAGAAAUCGUUGAUUUGUAGUUUUAUAGUCUUGUAUGUUUUAUAGUCUGGCAGCUAAUACCUUGAGCAAAAUCUAAAUAAUUUUUCCUAUAAAACAUUGUUUUAACAUAUUCUUAUGAAAAAAUUAAUUUAAAUAGUGAUGUUUGUGCUGUCUUCUUACAUACGAGUAAUGUUCACUCCCCCCCUGUACACACACAUUCACUUACAGAUGUUGGUUACUUACUAGAUGCAGCUCUUGAUAUAUAUAUAUAUACACAUACGUAGUUUUUAAGUAGCCUUUUGAUCAAAAUAUUUUUGGGGGUCAUCAUCCUUUUGUGAGAAAGAGUUUUGGAGAGUUUCUUUGUGUAUUUUUGAAAAUUGGAUUUUCAUUCCUUUUAUAUUUUCUUGAAAGUUUAGGCCAGGGAAAGUGUUUAACCAAAAAAUAAUGUUGCCUCAUAAUCAGCAUACAUGUUCAACAGAUGGUUUGACUAUUAAUAAACCACCCGUAUUUAAUGGUAAAAGUGAAAUUAACCUUUUAAUUAUUUAACCACGCACAAAACUACUCCUCUCAUCUUGCCAUAAUGCGUCCCAAUGGUCUGGUUUUGGUUCAUCUCAGGUAGUACAAUAAUCAUAGUUUAUUUAUCCUUGUAAAAUGCAAUGUAUGGAGCCGUGCCAAACUGUUACAACAAAGAUAAUAGAGUUUAUUGAAACCCUUGAACUGCAGCUUGUAAAGCCCCAUUGUAUUAUCAAUGAUGAUAAAAAUAUAAAAAUAAAAAUGUAAACAAAAAAUUUAACCCUGCAGAUAGUAAAUUAUAUGUAGUUUCUAGGCAUUGUGGGACUUUUUUUUUCUCCAUUUUAUAAAACCAGAGGUGUAGUAAAGGAAGGUAGAUUGCAUAGACGAAACACUGCAUCUCAAAUUUAAGUAUUUUAUAGGUGUAAUUUGGGUAUGUUUUGGAAGCAAUUGAAAUACUUGCUGCAUUAUUGUUUAGUUUCAAAUUAUUUUGUUUGAUAUUUUGCCUUAUCAAAGAGAAGACCAAAAGUCUGAGCAGGCUACCUUUUUUCUCCAAUUUUUUUUUUCAAAUAAAUACAGUAACACAUUAUUGGGUUAUCUGGUUGAGUGGAAAAACAUUAUAUUUCCUUGUGCAAUGUAUUCCAUAAUGGUAGGUUUUAGGGUUCUCAUUUGGGUAAUUGAUAUCGUGAUAUAUGCUUUAUAUUGUAGCACUUGGAUGAGGAAUGGUGCUCUGUAAAAAAUAAAGACUGCCAAGUAGAUUAUUGUAGAAUCUUGUCAUAAAUGAGUUACCUUAACUUUCCCUGUAUCAGUGCAUACAGAGUAGUGUAGUUUUCAUAUGCAGUUUUAAUGAAUGCAAUAUAUAUCAUAUAAAUGUUUAUGUCACAUAUUGCAGAUUUCUGGUGUUUGCCCAACAUAGUUAGUUGCUUGGUUACUGGUAGGUCUUCAAUAAUCACAUCUAAUUUUAAGAUUUAACAGUUUUAUUAAGUUUAAAAAAUUUAUGUAAUGUUUUUUACUCAUCCAGUGCUCUUUUAUUUUAUUUUAUUUUUUUCUUUGGGUUAACUUCGAAAUACAUAGCCUGAUUCUGUUUGUCUUUGUGUUGAGUUACUUCUGUUGAUAUAUCUUGUGGCAAAUUCACUCAAGUGAGUCUUAGUUCUUACUGUGUAUUUGAAUCCCAGUGUAAUUUUGAUAGGAUUUUUGGAGUACUAUAAUGAUGCUGAUAUUUUGCAUUGCCAAUCCAGUAGUGCUGGUCAUUUUACAUGUACUAUUAAACUAUGUGAAGAUGGUUAAUUCAUUAUUCAGAUGAACUGUGAUGGAUGUCUCAUAUUUUUGUAGUAUUGUAACCGGUGAUCUUUUUUAAAUUAUGCAAGAUAUGAAAUAUAUUGCAUGAAUUGAUGCUGUGAUUGAACAAUUUAUGGGGGAAAAAAUCUUUGCAACAUCACAUUAGUUUUUAACUGAAAGUGUGUAGGUAAAUUGAAGGGUAUUGAAGAUUUGGCCAUGUUCUCAACAACAAUGAUGAUGAUAGUCAAUUAACCAUUUUCUCUGCUCAUAGAUCCCAAAGACAGUGUACUUAAUGUUGUACUUAAUGGAUAUCAAAAUAGAAAUUGAAUAAAGGUUUAACCGGUGUGUUUUUGAAAUAGAGGAAAUUUUUGUAAUAACAAUUGGUCAGCUGUAGGAUUAAUUUUGUUAAUGUUUAAUAUUCAUGUGCAGUCUCUUAUAAUGUGAUCUGAUAAUGCUGGAUAAAAUCUACAGUGCAUUUUUAUUAUAGCAUGAUGUACCUGGAAUCUUAUAUGAUAUGAUAUGAUAUGAUAAAGUAGAAGAGAAUUGUGGUGAUUUGUCAUCCAAGUUGUAUCUUGUGUCAAUAAAAUUAUUGUGAGUUCCUUAUGAAUAUAUGGUAUGCAUAAGAAUUUACUGUAUGAAGGGGUUGCCUAGGAGUGGAUUGAGUGUUUGGUUUGUGAUAAUUUAACUUUUGGGUGAUGAUGGUAAACAGCUAUUUAAGAUCUUUUAAUUUAAAACAUUGCCAGGUUGUGAAAAUAUAAGGUUAUUGAGUUACAAGUAGUAUGGUAGUUUGUGCACGAUUUGUAUGUCAUCGAUUCUUGCUGAUCAGUUUGGGUUGACUAUUGAGGUCAUGUGUCCUGUCAUCGCAAUAUCUUUUCCCAUUAGAAUGUGAUAGAAAUGUAAGUUAAAUCCGAAUUGUUACUAACAUGAAGACAAAACCGAGUGAAGUAUGUUGCACCUUGACAAGAAAAAACCCUCAAGGUUCAAAUGCUUAUCCCCGUGGUGCAAAUUCUGUAAUUCGAUUGGUAUAGUAGUCUUUCAAGACAGUAUAUUUCAUAUUUGUAUAAAUUCAUCAAUUUUGAUAAAGUGCAUAACAAUCUGACAUUCUAUUUACUGUACCUACAUGUAACCAUCCUUCAGUUUUAUUGUUGAGUUACAAGGGAUAACAAAAUGAUUGAGGGGAUGUAGUUGUUGCAAACUAAUGUUCAGUUUUUCAAUAGGGGUCAUCUGGUAUGUCAUGCUAAGUGACAAUACAGACACUACUGAUUUAAUAUAGUACAUAACAGGGAUUACAGUAUUUUGUUACUUUAUAUUCCAGCAAAUAUAUCAUUGUGGUUAAGGUGUUCAUCACUACUUGAGUGGGUUUUAUCUUUUGAAAGUGUUUCAUGAGCACUGUACAAAUAUGUAUAUUGUUUAAUUGCAUUUUUAAGAGUUUUAAGAAUUUGGUCACACAAUCACCCAAUUAACAAAGGCAUAUAGUGUAACAGAUGCAAUGUUAAUCACUGUGUCGCGUUAGAUGCCAAGUACACAUACUGUAAUGAUAUCAAUAACUAUUUGUAAGUUGUUUACCAAAUUUUAUCGAAGAAUAUAAACCAUUGAACUACUGUGAGCCUGCAAGGGACAGUGUAAGUCUGGCGUGAUACUGUAAAUGCCCUCGAGUCCCCGGAAGGGCGUGGCCUUUGCUGAGCUGAGCAAAAUAAACCAGUGUAGCAGUCA
Macrobrachium nipponense is the source of this 22225-nucleotide messenger RNA. Its product is annotated as mucin-2-like. The transcript has 7 exons. Lineage: Eukaryota; Metazoa; Arthropoda; Malacostraca; Decapoda; Palaemonidae. The record is from RefSeq and is a predicted model, not a curated record. Gene Ontology annotation, cellular component: cytoplasm; nucleus. The coding region runs from base 69 to 2813 and encodes 914 amino acids. Gene Ontology annotation, biological process: male meiosis I; meiotic cell cycle; mRNA stabilization.